AUGCCCUCGGGUGAUUCCGAGCAACAUAUCUCUUCAACAUUGGCUGAAUUGCAGCCGUCCCAAGAUUCCGCUAGUCUCCUCAAACGUCUGGCCGGUCCAUCAUCUGGCAAGGCAGGGCUCACCAAAGACCAGACCGAUAUCAACCGUAUCAUAGCAGAUGCAUCGAAAGGCUCUAAAUUCUAUGAGAACGAGAAGCGUAAAGACAAAGACCUAACCGAGAAGAUAGCGAAGAUACUAAAGGAGCGAGAUGAAGUUACGAGAGCUGCAGAUCUACAGAAGGUGGAACACAACGUGGAUCGCUUAAUUUCAGAGCUCGAAAGCGGGCGAGAUCUAUCUCAAGUCAUUGUUCACGUCGAUAUGGACGCGUUUUUCGCGAACGUCGAACUUCUUCACAAUCCCGAGCUCAGAGGUAAACCGUUUGGCGUUGGCAAAGGCGUUCUGACCACCGCUUCGUACGAGGCUCGCAAAUUCGGUGUAAGGUCUGGCAUGGCAGGCUUUAUAGCGAAGAAACUAUGCCCGGAGUUGAUACUCUUACCUAUACAUCAUACUCGUUACUCCGAAAUGUCCGACAGGGUCAUGGCCGUCUUUACACGAUAUGAUCCCAACAUGUGUCCGGCUGGUUGCGAUGAAGGGUAUCUCAACAUUACAGACUAUUGUGUAGAACACAACAUCGGCCCAGAGGAAUGUGUGCAAGAAAUGCGUAGAGCGGUCCAUGAAGAGACAGACCUCACCGUGAGCGCAGGGAUAGCACCCAAUCUCAUGCUUGCCAAAAUAUGCUCCGAUAAGAAUAAGCCUAACGGACAAUUCUACUUACCCUUCGAGAGCAAAGCGAUCAUAGAGUUCAUGCAAGACCUCUCCAUUCGCAAGAUACCUGGAAUUGGGAGAGUUACGGAAAGAUUACUCGAGUCUAUCGGAGUUCAGACUUGCGGCGAUAUAUUUACUCAGCGCGGUGCCAUUUCCUUAUUGGACAAAUAUUUUGGUCUGCGUCACCUUCUCCAAACCUAUUUAGGCAUUGCAUCCAACAUAGUGAAACCUCACUUACGUGAGGAACGUAAAAGUAUUGGUGCUGAAAGGACUUUCAAUCCCCUCAAAGAUAGAGAUGAGAUUCUUAAGAAGCUCGAAGAGGUUGCUGUCGAGCUCGAGCACGAUAUGAACGAAGGAGGCUGGACAGGUCGUACUGUAACGCUCAAAUAUAAGUUAGAUACGUAUCAAGUUUUCACUCGGGCAAAGUCCUUUGAUCGAUGUCUCACCAAGAAAGACGAAUUGUUCGCGGCUGGCAAGGAACUUUUAUUGCCAGAGCUUCCACUCAACCUCCGUCUAAUUGGUCUGCGCCUCACCAAACUGAAGGAUUUAAGGGCUUCGGCAGACCCUGAAACCGGUAUUAAGAGGUUUUUCGACACCACUGACGGUAGCGCUGAUAGUCCGAGGAAACGUACAAGACUAAAUCAAGACGUCUUGCGUCUUAACGAAGACGAUACGGACACCUUAGACUGUCCAUCCCCGCAGGGAGGAAACAGUGUAGGGCACACGGACACUCAUGAAGGAGGCCAUGAAGGGCUAGUAUCUCCUACUGUCAAAGGGCAUUCCCGAUCGCGACCACCCGUGUCUGCACCUGGACUUUCAAGCACCAUUGGAAUUCAAGGAAUCCGGCUUACCGAAAAGCCUAAAAGCACAGGUUCCGCCCAUACGCAGCAUUCAUCCAAGAGUGAACUAUUAGAACAUGUUGAAACGCCUACCACAUGCAGUCCGGGAGCUAGAACAGAGCAAGUUUGUCCCGUGUGCGGAAAAUCAAUGAAGGUUGACAAUCAGGGCCUAAAUGCUCAUAUCGAUUUCUGCCUGAGCAGAGGGGCUAUACGACAAGCGCAGGCUGAAGGCGAAAAUGGCGAACCUGCAAAGCAGAGUACAGGAAGCAAAACCAAACCUAAAUCAACAUCCAACUCGGAAGGUUGGAGAUGGUUCAUGAAAGAUCCUGGUGAUACCAACGGGACCAAGAGUAAACGUUGA
This is a messenger RNA of Marasmius oreades (fairy-ring Marasmius), 2004 nucleotides long. RefSeq lists its product as uncharacterized. Gene Ontology annotation, cellular component: nucleus. The transcript has 16 exons. Gene Ontology annotation, biological process: error-prone translesion synthesis. Lineage: Eukaryota; Fungi; Basidiomycota; Agaricomycetes; Agaricales; Marasmiaceae. Gene Ontology annotation, molecular function: damaged DNA binding; DNA-directed DNA polymerase activity. The record is from RefSeq and is a predicted model, not a curated record. The coding region runs from base 1 to 2004 and encodes 667 amino acids.